UGCGCAUGUCCAAAGCGUUGCGGGGGUUGAGGAGCCGGCCGAAGGCUGUGCGCUGCGAAGGCAGGGCUUCGGUGACACCCGGCGGUGGCUGAGGAUCUCGGCUUGUCUGUGAGGAUGGCGGGGAGGGGGAAGCUAAUUGCCGUGAUCGGAGACGAGGACACUGUGACUGGCUUCCUGCUGGGCGGCAUAGGGGAGCUUAACAAGAACCGCCACCCUAAUUUCCUGGUGGUGGAGAAGGAUACUACCAUCAAUGAGAUCGAAGACACUUUUCGGCAGUUUCUAAAUCGGGAUGACAUCGGCAUCAUCCUUAUCAACCAGUACAUCGCAGAGAUGGUGCGGCACGCCCUGGACGCCCACCAGCGCUCCAUUCCGGCUGUGCUGGAGAUCCCGUCCAAGGAGCACCCAUAUGAUGCUGCCAAGGACUCCAUCCUGCGCAGGGCCAGGGGCAUGUUCACAGCCGAAGACCUGCGCUAGAGGACUCCCCUCCGCCUUGUGGCUUUUCCCCAGGCUUGCCAUCAGCCCUUCUUUAAGAUCUUAGCCUCUGAGUUCCAAUUCCCUGCCCUUCCCAUUCCACUGAGAGGCACCAGAGGUGGGGUGCUUCCAAGGUUGCUGGGGCUCUGCCAUUAAAAUUAAGGCCGGUUGGGGUACAGGAAACCUGAGUGUCUUCUCUCCACUACCUCUUCCCUGUGCUGUUACACAGUGUCAUUGUUGAUGUUAAAUUAAAAUAAUGUUCUUGCUUCUCUCCAA
Dama dama (fallow deer) is the source of this 747-nucleotide messenger RNA. RefSeq names its product ATPase H+ transporting V1 subunit F (gene ATP6V1F). Gene Ontology annotation, molecular function: proton-transporting ATPase activity, rotational mechanism. The record is from RefSeq and is a predicted model, not a curated record. Gene Ontology annotation, cellular component: proton-transporting V-type ATPase, V1 domain; membrane. Gene Ontology annotation, biological process: proton transmembrane transport. The transcript is spliced from 2 exons. Lineage: Eukaryota; Metazoa; Chordata; Mammalia; Artiodactyla; Cervidae. Bases 115 to 474 code for a protein of 119 amino acids.